AACAAUUGAUAUACAUAUACCUAGUAGGUGCGUACGUCUAGGGCAUUAGCAUGCUGUCAAGUAGUGGAAAUUCCACAGUUCAUUCAAUCGAAACCUCGAGACGCACCUGAGAGACGGAGGUAUAUGUACCGUGAUAGGAGACCCACCGCCAAGACGCCUUCACACAUCGGAUCUGCCCCACCAUAUUCCGACGUCCUAUCACCUCCGGAACAUUCUGUCCGCCCACGGGAAUGCACUCCGCGAGGCACGACCCAUCUCCAAAACCCUUUCAGAUUGUACUAUGACGUCGACGAAGAGAAAGACUAGCAAGCCGAAGAGGCCAUGGCAAGACGUUGCGCAUGAGGCGCAGCAAUACCGUGACAGGACUGUUGCGGCUGUCAGGCCAGAACUCCCUGCACUCCCUAGCCCCUUACCCAGGAAUGUCAUGGCCAUUCCCGGACAGAUCUUGAGUCAACGUGAACUGUAUAUCACGUCUUUGUCUGUAUCCUGUCUUCUUGAUGCGCUCGCUGGUCGAGGAGUUGAACGUAUCACGGCUGUGGAUGUCAUUAAUGCAUUCCUGAGGCGCGCAGCCCUAGCACAAAGACUGACGAAUUGUGUCACUGAAUUGUUGACCACCCGUGCCUUGGGCCGCGCCAAAGAGCUUGAUGACUAUUUCGAGAAGCACGGCAAAACAGUUGGCCCGCUCCAUGGCUUACCCAUCUCCGUGAAAGAGCAGAUCGGGAUGGCAGGUCUCGGGCUCAAUGCAUCCUUCGUAGCUCUCUGGGAUAAAGUAGCAACUGAGGAUGCACACGUCCUCCAGAUCCUGCACAAUGCUGGUGCCAUCUUUCAUGCUCGAACAGCCGAACCUCAAACGAUGAUGCAUUUAGAGACAAGCUCGAACCUCUACGGUCGCACUGUAAAUCCGUACAAUAGUGAUCUUUCAUCUGGGGGAAGUUCUGGUGGUGAAGGUGCAUUAGGCGGUCUUGGAGGCACUGUCCUCGGUCUUGGUUCCGAUGUAGGAGGGAGCAUCCGAUCCCCAGCGGCCAACAAUGGCAUCUAUGGCCUGCGCCCAAGCGCUUUUCGCGUUCCCACCGACGGCUGGUCCUCUGUUGCUUGUGGCGUCGAUGAAAUUGCCACCGUCAUUGGCCCGCUCUCAUCAUCCCUCUCUGGCAUUGAAAUUCUCAUGCAGACUGUCCUCUCCGCUCGGCCCUGGCUUACUGAGCCGGCACUUAUCCCCAUGCCCUGGACGCCAUUCGCCAUUACCGGCCCCCUUAAGAUCGCAAUCAUGUGGCACGACGACGUCGUCCUGCCACACCCACCGAUCACACGCGUCCUCAAAAGCAUGGCCUCUGCGAUGCAAGCCUUAGAGAACGUGACAGUGGUCGACUGGAAACCGUACCUACAUGACGAAGCAUGGGCAAUCGUAUCAACGCUAUACUACCCGGACGGUGGCGUUGAAGACAUCGAUAUGCUUGAGUCUGCCGACGAGCCCAUACUACCCCUCACGAGAUGGAUCAUCCAGGAUAAUCCCUGUGUCAGGGAGCUCUCAAUGCAAGAGCUGAACUAUUGGAAAGAGGAGCGCGAAGCAUACCGCAAAGAAUAUGCACAGUAUUGGCACGCCACAUCACAAUCAGACAGCGGCGAGGUCGAUGUCAUACUCUGCCCCGUCGGCCCUGGAUGUGCGCCAAAACAUGAGACUGCGAAGUACUGGGGAUAUACAAGUCAGUGGAACUUACUGGAUUAUCCUGCAGUGGUGUUUCCGGUUGGGAAAGCAAAUAGAGAGGCUGAUGAGAAGAAAAGGGAUGCGCAAUGGCUCUCCGGGCAGGAUAAGAUGAAUUGGGACCUGUACGAGCCGGAGACGUUUGAUGGGGUGCCAAUUAGUCUACAGCUUGUAGCGAGAAGAUGUGAAGAUGAGAAGCUACUAGCGGUUGCAAAGUGGUUGCAAGAGAAGUUGGAAUUUCCGUUCAGAUGAUUAUGUAACUAUCGCUUAAGAGUCUACCAUGACCAGAGAGAAACCAGUAAUCCCAUAUCUGAUCAUAGGGGAUCUGCUAUUUAUUGAAAGACGAUCAUUGUAAAGCUAUAUUCCGAUCUGUUGGUUUAGUCUCCACAUGUGGAGAAAAGCACCCCAUGUCAAACUCCGU
Pseudovirgaria hyperparasitica is the source of this 2120-nucleotide messenger RNA. RefSeq names its product amidase. NCBI's taxonomy places the organism in Eukaryota, Fungi, Ascomycota, Dothideomycetes, Acrospermales, Acrospermaceae. The record is from RefSeq and is a predicted model, not a curated record. The transcript is spliced from 3 exons. The coding region runs from base 281 to 1951 and encodes 556 amino acids.